Molecule: messenger RNA, 1360 nt
Organism: Klebsormidium nitens
Lineage: Eukaryota; Viridiplantae; Streptophyta; Klebsormidiophyceae; Klebsormidiales; Klebsormidiaceae
Source: the annotation of a GenBank genome assembly
GCCUUUAGGGUUUUCACACUCGUUGGAGCUUGAAACGUCUUCAGCUCGAAGUGCUCAGCUCAGCUCACCAUGUGCGCAAGCAGUGCCAGCAGGUCAUUCCUAGCUCGCGCAGGGCGAUGUGGGCGUCAUCGUUGCGUCUACAGGCGUAUCUAAUUGCGUUAUAGACUAUGGCAGGCGGUCACUUACAUAAAAGGGACGUCGUAAAGGUUGCUCAACUGUGCACGCGGGCCACCCUUUUCGUGGUGGCGACUAUCGUUCUUGUGACCUUAUGGCGCGUCGUGGUGCAUGACUCGUCUCAGACAGGAGAUCCGAGGCGAGAGGCCCUGGAGGUCGCAGCGGGCAAAGAAAUAAACCCUCCAGAUCAUGAACAAUCUAUCAUAGAUUCGCCCUUGUACAAUGAUCCGAUUGCAAAGACCCUGCGCUUGGGGAAGAUUAAGCCGGAGAUCAUCAGUUGGAACCCUCGUAUCAUCCUGUUCCACAACUUCCUCAGCGAAGAGGAAGCGCAGCACAUGAUCGACUUGGGGCGGCCCCGGCUGGAGAAGUCAACAGUAGUGGACGUGCAAACGGGCCAGGGCAUCCAAAGCAAGGUGCGGACUAGUAGCGGCAUGUUUCUGAGCAUGUCGGACCGACAGAACGACCUUGUGGUCCAGGCGAUCGAGGAGCGCAUCAGCCACUUCACAUACACGCCCAUACCGAACGGGGAGCUGCUGCAGAUUUUGCGCUACGAGAAGGACCAGUACUACAAGCCGCACCACGACUACUUCUCGGAUGAGUUCAAUGUGAAGCGAGGGGGCCAGCGCGUCGGAACGGUGCUCAUGUAUCUAUCGGACGUUGAAGAAGGGGGCGAAACCAUCUUCCCAAAUGCGGAGAUAGCCCCCGGUCAACCCACGUGCUCGUGUGGGGAGGAUCCGAAGCCCGGUUUGUGCGUCAAGCCGAAGAGGGGGAACGCCAUCCUCUUCUGGAGUAAAACUCUAGAGGGGGCCGUGGAUCCCUUGAGUCUACAUGGGGGCUGCCCUGUCGUGGUGGGGGAGAAGUGGAGUUCGACCAAAUGGAUCCGGGAACGAGCGUUUGUCUGAGUGGUGCAAAUAAAAUCACAAACUGACUUCAUUGAAUACUGAGACGAGACUCAGUGCAGAUUGAUCUUGCAGGGCCUAGUGGCGUGUAACAUAGUAGAUACAAAGAUCGGCCGGGUCGGACGUUUCCGAUGUUUUCAAGCAUGUACUGACCUCCAGUCUUCAACGCAACUCGAAAUCGGACUGUCUAAAGAUACAAUCAUGUGAGCGCUGCGCCAGGGUGUUGGGCGGCCGGGCCCGGGCGAGCCUGUUUCGACACAGCACUUGUGGCGGUUAUUGGCAUGCAC